CGAUAGUAGUUUAUCUAAAUACGGAACAAAGUGUGAAUUCUAAUUUGUUAUUCUAAUUAUUGUUAAUUGCUAUUAAAUGAGUUAAAAGUGUGUAGUGCGGCGGAAUGUUUCCGCUUACGCCUCCCGUUGUAAAAAGGCUUUUGGGGUGGAAAAAGGGUCCUGAAGGAUCUUCAUUGGCUGAAGAUAAGUGGUCCGAAAAGGCUGUAAAGAGUUUAGUCAAGAAAUUGAAGAGAAGUGGUGCACUGGAAGAGUUGGAGAAGGCGAUUUCGACGCAAAACAGUCAUACUAGAUGUGUUACUAUUCCCAGAGUGAAACCAAAUGAUAACGGUGUCAACGGGCAGUAUCGCAAGGGUUUGCCGCAUGUUGUUUACUGCAGGCUGUGGCGCUGGCCGCAGCUACUGAGUCAACACGAAUUAAAGCCUGUAGAUCACUGCGAGUACGCAUACCAACUGAAGAAGGACGAGGUCUGCAUCAACCCUUAUCAUUACCACAAAAUUGAUUCUCCAACUCUGCCACCGAUCCUAGUCCCGCGGUGCGGUGAGGGCGAAGUCCGGGCGCCGCCACCCUACGAAUACAUCGCACACCACGAGCACGAUCCUGAUCAUGUUCACAUUUCCAGUAUAAUGCAAAGCAUGAACUCGAUGGGCGGCGUGGGAGUGGGCGUAGGCGCGGGCGCACACUCGGCCUUGUAUCUCGAGGCCACCUUGGCGCAGCAUGUGCCCGGCAACACGACGGUGCACGUGAGCUCGUCAACGGUGGAGACUCCGCCCCCAGGCUACAUGAGCGAGGACGGGGAUCCGAUGGACCACAAUGACAACAUGAACCUUACGCGUCUCACCCCAUCACCUCCUGGCCUCACCACCGAAGCAGCUCCAGUACUCUACCACGAGCCAGCAUUCUGGUGCAGCAUCAGCUAUUACGAGCUGAACACACGUGUUGGAGAGACCUUCCAUGCUUCGCAGCCGUCAAUUACUGUUGAUGGGUUUACUGAUCCCAGUAACUCGGAAAGGUGAGAUAACUUUUGAUUGACU
Molecule: messenger RNA, 1031 nt
Organism: Hyposmocoma kahamanoa
Lineage: Eukaryota; Metazoa; Arthropoda; Insecta; Lepidoptera; Cosmopterigidae
Gene: Smox
Product: mothers against decapentaplegic homolog 3-like
Exons: 7
Coding region: 105-1013 (302 amino acids)
Biological process (GO): BMP signaling pathway; cell differentiation; anatomical structure morphogenesis
Cellular component (GO): heteromeric SMAD protein complex
Molecular function (GO): DNA-binding transcription factor activity, RNA polymerase II-specific; RNA polymerase II cis-regulatory region sequence-specific DNA binding; I-SMAD binding
Source: RefSeq, a predicted model, not a curated record